This is a messenger RNA of Synchiropus splendidus (mandarinfish), 4337 nucleotides long. RefSeq names its product PH and SEC7 domain-containing protein 1-like. The record is from RefSeq and is a predicted model, not a curated record. Bases 219 to 4001 code for a protein of 1260 amino acids. Gene Ontology annotation, biological process: regulation of ARF protein signal transduction. NCBI's taxonomy places the organism in Eukaryota, Metazoa, Chordata, Actinopteri, Syngnathiformes, Callionymidae. The transcript has 19 exons. Gene Ontology annotation, molecular function: guanyl-nucleotide exchange factor activity.
ACGCGGGCGACGCGGAAGUCUCGGUGGGGAAGGUAAACUUCGGUCAUGUAGAAAAACAGAAGGAAAGGGAGCAGUGAAGGACGCGCCCCGCCGCAGGUUGGGCCGCGGCUGUGAGAUGGUUCGGCGGAGCGACUUUUUCCUGGACGACUGAGAGCCUGGCCGCGCGCCGCCGCAGGUUCAACACCUGUUUAUCGCUCUGUCCUCCGUCGCACCCGAGCAUGACACCUGCUGGUGAAGCUGCGCACCUGCAUGUGGAGCUCAGGCCUGUGAAGGAGCAUCAGGGAGGCGGUUCACAGCACCUGCCGUGCCCCACUGACCCCCCCUGUCCCCACAAGCCCUGGCCACUCUCGAGCCCUGCUCCUGGUGCAGAGGCGUCCUCCCUCUCUCAGCGCAGGACCUGCUCUCUGUCCAACCAGAGCCACGACCGUGGUCCCAGCUCAGACCGGCCCGCUGGCGUCGGCGCCGCUCUCCUCUCCCCCUGGUCAACACAGUCAAAGAGGCCGGUGCUCCCGGGUCCGGAGGGGAGCACUUCCGUGGUGACGUAUGGCUACAUCCAGAAGGCCACCGUAGGCCGCCGCAGCUCUGCGUGUCCAGGUGACCUUGACCCGCCGCUCCCCCCAUAUAAAGGACGCAGUGACCCGGUUGCUUCUGGCCCGUCACUAAAGCGAGGGGACUCUCUGUCGCCACGCGCCUCGCCUCAUCUGCAGGGGCCGCUCCGCAGCGCUGUGGCUUGGGGAGCCACUUGUAGGGCUCUUGAGGAAUUUGGCUCCCCAGAACUGCGGCGCAAGUUUGGGAGCCACACCCCCGAGGGCUUCAGCCCGACCCUUCCUCGGCAGGGUUCCCCGUCCUGCCUCCGCUCAACAGUGCAACCACGCAACACCUGCACUUUGCCGUCCAGAAGCGUCCCCCUGGGACCCCAGUGGCCCCGGAGCCCCGCCUCGCACGGCUCCCAUGUGAUGGAGGUGCACCAGAGGAAAACAUGGCUCACGGAGGAGAGGCCCUGCCCUCCUGCCGCACAAGUCCACGUCGCGGGCCCAACCCCCCCACACCACAGGACCUGGCAGCCAGCCAGCACUCACCGCCCUGGCAGCGCUGGUGACACCAGGAGCCGCAGGUCGCCAUCGUCUGAUGCGUCUGGGAGUCGUUCCCCUGCCCCCUCGCACGAAGACUGGCUCAGGUCUGAGAGUCCCAAGAUGGGCCCCGUCUUCAGACAGCCUCCACCUUACAUGCACCGUCCCCAGCAGCAGAACCAGACGCUCUUACCAGACGGAAGCACUGCCCAACCUGCCCCAUCGUCCCCUGCAGCGCCCGCCCGGGCCCUGCGCCCGGCCCAGGACCCGCCUCCGCUGCGCCUGCCGGCACCACUGAAGGAGGACUCACGCUGGAACCAGCCAGUCCACUUGGUCCUCUCGUCCUCCGAUGAGAGCUCCAGCGCACCAAGCCCACACCUGGCCACUGUCAAAGGCACAGUCCAGGCAGAAGGCAAACCUGGAGCGGGAGUGUUAAAGAGCCAUGGAGCGGAGUCUCGGGACCAGGCUGGAGGAAGGUUGUCUCAGGGCUCCAGUGGAGUGACGGAUGCAUCCAGUCGUGACACCCCUGGAACGCGCGACAUCACCACGGCAACCAGAUCGCAGCGGCUGGCUCAGGCCAAGUGGGCGUUUCUGUUCGGCGAGGAGACGGAGCGUCUUCACAGGAACGAAGCUGCGCGCCCCUGUGCCGGCCCUCAGAGCAGGGCCCGGCCCCGGAGCAGGUCGUCCCACCAGGAGGUGAGGCAGAUCCAGGUGGAGCUGCUGAGCGCCGACGGCCGGAGCCCCGCCCCCAAGACGGGCAUCAUUCGCCGCACCAUCAAGUAUUCAGAGACGGACCUGGACGCUGUGCCGCUGCGCUGCUACCGUGAGACCGACCUGGACGAGGUGAUGCGGGCGGAGGCAGCGGAGGACGCAGACUCUGCCUUUGGUAGCAACCGCAGCUUCAGUCCCGCGUCCUCCUCGCCAAAGGCAGCGCGGCACCAGGAGAGCCAGGAGGAGGCGGUGAGCUGGGCCAGCGUGGGUCUGCAGAGGCACCGAGCCUCCAGAGAUGAUGAGGUCUUCAGCCUUGUGCUGCACAGGAAGGUGGAGUCUGUGGACCCCGCUCUGAAGUCUCCCCUGGUGGUUGGAGGUCCAAAGUCCCCGCUGCCUGUAGGCUCUCCUCACAGGACGUCCGACAGCAUGGACUCCUUCAGCCGGCACUUUGAAAGCAUCAUGGAGUCUCACCGGGCCAAGGGAACGUCCUACAGCAGCCUGGACAGCGUUGACCUCUUGACCUCGGGCUCCACCCCAGUCUUCACCUUCGACCUGCCCACGCUGACGCCCGAAAUUCAGAGUCGCAUCUGCGAAAGCGCUCAGCAGAUCAUGGACUUGAGUUUCUCCCCGCUGGUCGGAGCCGAAGCCUCCAAAUCUUCUCGCUCUGAAGUGUCUCUCAGCGCGGCGGCGCCGGCCGGAGGCCAGGCUCGCGCCUCCUCAGCUCACUCCAGGCUGGAGAAGGAGCCGCGUGGCGGCGUCCAAAAGGCCACCUCCGUGCCGCUGCUGCACAGCAGCCAAAGGACGGCGCACGGCGGCAGCGACGACUCGCUGGCUAACGGCUGGAAACCCGACCGACAGGCCGCACGGCGCCUGGCCAAGCGUCUCUAUGACCUGGAGGGGUUCAGGAAGUCAGACGUGGCUCCGCACCUGAGCAAGAAUAACGAGUUCAGCCACAUGGUGGCAGAAGAAUACCUCAGCCACUUCGACUUCUCCGGCCUGCCCCUGGAUGAGGCGCUCAGGAAACUUCUCAGUCGCUUCGCCCUCAUUGGGGAAACGCAGGAACGAGAGCGAGUCCUGACACACUUUUCCAGAAGAUUCCUGCAGAGCCAUCCGGAGACCAGUCAAGACAGCAUCCACACGCUGACGUGUGCCGUCAUGCUGCUGAACUCGGACCUCCACGGACACAACGUGGGCAAGAGGAUGUCGUGCCAUCAGUUCAUCUCCAACCUCGACGGUCUCAACGACGGCAAGGAUUUUCCCAAAGAGCUGCUGAAGAACCUCUACAGCUCCAUCAAGAACGACAAACUUCAGUGGACCAUUGAUGAGGAGGAGCUCCGAUGUUCAUCCGAGCCGCUGGACUCCCGGACAGACUUGGCGUCGCACACCCUGAAGCGGUCUGGGACCAGACGCCGCCCGCACUGCGAGGAGGAGGUCUACAAGAGCGGCUUUCUGGUCCGCAAAGUUCACGCCGACCUGGACGGGAAGAGGACGCCGCGCGGUCGACGCAGCUGGAAGUCCUUUCACGUGGUCCUGAAGGGCAUGAUGCUCUACCUGCAGAAGGAGGAGCAGCGUGCGGAGGAGGACGUGAGGAACGCUGUGUCCGUCCAUCACUCGCUCGCCAUGAGAGCCGCCGACUACCACAAGCGGCCGCACGUCUUCUACCUGCGGACGGCGGACUGGAGGGUCCUCCUGCUGCAGGCGCCGAGUGGCGAGCAGAUGCAGUCGUGGAUCACACGCAUCAACCUGGUGGCGGCCAUGUUCUCGGCUCCGCCCUUCCCCGCCGCCAUCGGCUCCCAGAGGCGCUUCACUCGCCCGCUGCUCCCGGGGUCCAACACCAAGCUGUCGCCGGACAAGCAGGUCCAGUCCCAUGAGAACCGCUUCCGUGCGGUGACCUCAGAGUUGGCGGAGCUGUCAGCCAUGACGCCGGAGCCCAAGGUCAAAGGUGGUGAGCUGGAGGAGCAGAAGCUGCGACGGGAGUACCUGGAGUUCGAGAAAACGCGCUUCGGCACCUACGCCAUGCUGCUGCGAGCCAAGAUGGCUGCAGGCGACGGCGACCUGGCUGCCUUUGAAUCGGCGUUGCUGGAGGACGACGUCCUCCAGAGGGCGCACUCCAGUCCCGCCCAGGAGCUGGACCGGAGCGUCGCCGGCGGGGGCGGAGCCACGCCGCAGAACGGAGCAGCGAGCAGCAAAGAGACUGAGGAAGCUGCGGUCACCAAGUGACCCGAGGUGGAGUCCACGGGGCGGACGCACUGUGUGUUUGUCAUGUGACCAAGGGUUCAGGCCGUUGAACAGAGACUUGAUUUAUUUAUUGAGCUGUGACGCGCUGACCCCGCCCACUUUAGUCCUCAGACGUCAAUAAAGUACUUCACACUCGUGCGUAAUAUCUCUCGGGGUCAUGUGACCAAGCGCUAGAAAAAAAUACUUUUAUUUUGGUAGAUCUGAUCAACAUCCACUUCCCCCCAUCUGCAGCGGAACCUUCAUCCCUGGUUGGCUGCGUCGGGCUCCUCGUCCACGGGUUGGCUGCCGAAACCACUGUCCACUGCCGCGUCUGAUGGG